Molecule: messenger RNA, 1779 nt
Organism: Closterium sp. Naga37s-1
Lineage: Eukaryota; Viridiplantae; Streptophyta; Zygnematophyceae; Desmidiales; Closteriaceae
Source: the annotation of a GenBank genome assembly
AUGGAGCCCGAAACGGCUCAAUCCGAAACGCCAAUCAUUCUUUGGCUUCAAGGCGGCCCCGGUUGUUCCAGCAUGAUCGGGAAUUUCUACGAACUCGGCCCUUAUCGAAUUACCGAAUCGCUCGAUAUCGAGCCCAACCCCGCUCCCUGGAACCGUCGCUACGGUGUCCUCUUUAUAGACAACCCCGUUGGUACGGGUUUUAGCGUGGCUCCUUCAGAUGCGGAUAUUCCUCUGGAUCAGGAUGACGUGGCUAGGGAUCUGUACACCGCGCUCCGAUCAUUCUUCGACCUUUUCCCGCCGUUUCGCCAGAGGCCGUUCUUUCUGGCAGGGGAGAGUUACGCUGGAAAGUAUGUCCCCGCUUUAGGCUCCCUGCUUGUUGGGAAACUGGACAUGGCGCAGCAGCAGUUACGACAGCGUCUGAAAUUCAAACGCGACGGCGAGGGCGGAUACAGGCAUCCGUUCCGGCUGGAUGGGGUUAUUAUCGGUAACGGGUUGACGCAUCCGCGUACGCAGGUGCAGGCGCAUGCUGAUAUCGCGUACAGCGCUGGGUUGCUGGAUCAGCAGCAGCGGGAUAGGGCCAAGGAGUGGGCGAAUCGCGUAGUGGCGCGUAUUGAUAAGGAGGAAUGGCAGGAGGCUUUUCAAGAGCGGACGAACCUCGUCAACUGGAUUCAGGGGGGAAAAGAGGGCGGGUGUAGCGGAGUUUUUAUUAUAUUCCCACCCCCAUCCCCGCUCCCCGUUCCCCUCGUUGGUGCCCUCCCUCUCACCCCUCAUUCACAGAACGUGAGUGGCAUUGCAACGCCCUUGGACAUCCGAAGAAACCGCGCCUACCACCACAACAAGGACAAGCAGGAAUACCUCGCUCUAUACCUCAACCGCCCGGAGAUUAAAGACGUCCUUAAAGCCGACGCGGUGACCACCUGGGUUUCCUGCAGCCCUCGCGUGCGCAAGCAUAUGUCUAACGACACUAUGAAAUCUACUAUGCAUCUAGUAGAAGGCCUCUUAAACCGCGUCCCGAUGCUGCUAUAUCAGGGGAUAUACGACAUUAAAGACGGCGCCGCGUGCUCACUGGAGUGGAUGGGGGAGUUGCAGUGGAAGGGUAUGGAGCGGUUCUGGGCGGUGGAGAGGCAAUUGUGGGAGGUGGAGGGGGAGGUGGCGGGGUACUGGCGGGAGCAUGACAUGUUGACUCAUGUGGUGCUGCAUGGGGCGGGGCAUGAAGUGCCUGCUGACCAGCCUCUGAACUCGCAGCGCAUGAUAGAAACGUGGAUGAGCAAGCAGGUUGCCACGGCCAGGAAACUCGAGUUUGUAAUGGGGGAGGUGUUAUCUGAUGGCGAUCACGACGAGGCGCAAGGGGAGGGUGCGGAGGAGGUGACGGGGGAGGAGGAGGAGGGGGGAAAGGGAGGGGAUGAUUACGCAGGGGCAAUGAUGGCGGAUAUCAUGUCGGGGUUUGUAGAGGAGAUGGAGAAGAGAGGGGUGGAUUGGAGCAAAGUGGGUCCCAAUGGGGAGGGGUUUGAGUUUGAGGGUUUUGAACCCGAGUGGUUUGAACAUCUGAACAGUGAGAUGGUGGAGGGGGAAGGAGGGGGGGACGGGGGUGAGGAGGGUGAGGGGGAGGACGAGGGGGGAGAGGGUGGGGAAGAGAGUGAUGCGAUGGAGGGGGUAGAGGGGGUGGAGGGGGAGGGGGAGGUAGGGGUGGAUGGGGAAGGGGGGGUAGGGGUGGAGGGGGAGGGGGAAGUGGAGCUGGAAGGGGUGAAGGCGAGCGAAGAGGAAGUGCGGGAUUUGUGA